Motacilla alba alba is the source of this 4138-nucleotide messenger RNA. It is a transcript of the gene SLC29A4, whose product is annotated as solute carrier family 29 member 4. The transcript is spliced from 13 exons. The coding region runs from base 1721 to 3349 and encodes 542 amino acids. Gene Ontology annotation, molecular function: monoamine transmembrane transporter activity; nucleoside transmembrane transporter activity. The record is from RefSeq and is a predicted model, not a curated record. NCBI's taxonomy places the organism in Eukaryota, Metazoa, Chordata, Aves, Passeriformes, Motacillidae. Gene Ontology annotation, cellular component: plasma membrane. Gene Ontology annotation, biological process: nucleoside transmembrane transport.
AGGAUGAGACGAGGGUGAGGCUCUCCCUGUUCUCCUUCGUGGCUGUUUCAUGGCGAGGCCUCGGCUGAGGAGCUGCAGGCGCUGCCUCCCCUGAUCCAGCUCUGGAGGGCAAUGCUGCCCUGUCGCUGCUGCUUUGUGCCUCCCUUUGCUCCAGGCAAAAUCGGCUUUGCUGGCUCAGAUGAGUGUCUCUAAACUGUUCCCUCGGCUGCUGGUGAUGUUUCCCUGUCUCCUGCCUGGAGCAAACUGAAGAUCUGAGGUGGAUUCAGGCAGUGGCAGUGACUUCCAUCUGCUGUGGUGUUGCCAACAACUCUCUGUCCCCUGUGUCCCAGGUGGAUAGAGUCAUCCAGCCCCACUGAUGCUUUGGGGGGUACAACAGCCCCUCUGCUUCUGUCCUAGGGGAGCAAAGCAGAAUAUUCUGCAGCAAGCAUGAGGAAAAUUGUGAACAGUGGGUCACACCCAGCCCUGAAACAGGCAGCUGUGGUUGCCUUCAGGACAGCAGUUUCACUUCUGUCUGCUGGUACUGAGCUUGGCCCACUGAGCAUGAGUUUCCAGGGAAGGGAAAGGGCAAGCCCAUGUCCAAUUAUUUAUCUUAUUACAAGGGUAAACACAGACCUGUGCUCCUGUUCCUCCUUGUUUUCUCUUGGUGUUGAGUUGGCUUUUGGCUUUAGCUGUGAUGAUCUGCCCAGUGGUCAGGCCCUGACACCCUUCACUGUGCAGGGCCUGAGUCCAAGACGAAACAGCUGAGCAGAAACACAAUCCUGGUGUGAACAGCCCCACUUGGGCUGUGGCUGAGCUGAACACACUGCUGGGAGCAGAGGAAGGAGUGAGACACCAGCAGAGCAGCUCACACUGCCCCUGGCCUGGCUGGUGUGCCAGCAUCCCUUGUUUUUAGAGUCAGUGAGCAGAAAGGAGGAGCUGGAGCCAGAGGUGAGCACCAGCACCACUGAUCCUGCCCAGGCUUGGGAGCAGCUUGUCCCUCUCUGCAGCACCCACACUCUGCUGGUCCAUGAGCAUUCACCUCUCCCGUGCCACAUCCAACCCACACCAGUCUCAGCCAGGCCCUUGGCAGAGGCUUUUUUGGCUAAUUAAUGAACUAUGAGCUAAUUGAGGGCAUUGUGCCCAGCUUGCUGGAGCUGAGGAGAGCUGAUGCUGGCUCCUCCAGCACUGGAUUAUGUUUUGGGUUGGGGAUUUUAGCAGAGAGUUCUACUAAGUUAGAGGUUAAAAUAAAGGAUUUGGAGAUUGUUGUAUCUGGGUAAGUCCAUAAAGUAAGCUAGAGGGUUUGGCAGUAUUUUGAUAUCGUGGAUGCUGUUUUGCAGGGGCGAGGGAGAGACCUGUUUCUCCACAAGUGUAGUCUGGAGCUGAGGAGCACCGAGACAUGCAGGGGCGUGGAUGCUCUUUGUCCAUGUGAUCAGAUCCACCUUGGCCACACGCAGUGAUUAAUAAAACCUGACUCGGCUGGAAGGACAAGGAAAAAAACAACAAUACAGGACAUUUCUGGAGGUUGUCCUAAUCCAGCAUCUGGGAGCCAAAUGAAUCAGCAGCUUCUUAUUCUGCCGGCAGGAUUAGUCAAUGUUCAUCCAGGCUCCUGGGGAGUGAGGUGUUUGGCUGCAGCAUCUCCCCGCGGCUUGGAGAACACCACAUCCUCUUGGGAGCUGAGGUGCUCCCCUCAGCUUGGUCACCUCUAAAGCACCACCCCUGCCUCUGUUCCUGGGGCCUUGGAAUGGGGAGAACCAGCUCCUGGGGGGAAUCCCUGUGGGUGGCCAGGAUGGGCUCGGUGGGAGCCGAGCGCUUCAAGGAGCUGAGCCCGGCGGCGACGCCCGAGGGGAACGUGGUGAUGAGCUUCAGCUUCGACAGCUACCAGCUGGAGGAGGAUGAGCUGCAGCGGGGCAGCCAGGCCAAGGGUGUCCUCACCUUCAUGGAGCCAGUUACUGAGGACCCUGAGCCCCAGGAUCGAUACCAUGGGAUUUAUUUUGCCAUGCUGCUGGCUGGGGUGGGAUUUCUCCUGCCCUACAACAGCUUUAUCACUGAUGUGGAUUACCUGCACCAUAAAUACCCAGGGACCUCCAUUGUCUUUGACAUGAGCCUCACCUACAUCCUGGUGGCCUUGGUGGCCGUCAUCCUCAACAACGCGCUGGUGGAGCUGCUGAGCUUGCACACCCGGAUCUCCGUGGGCUACCUCUUCGCCCUGGGGCCCCUGCUCUUCGUCAGCAUCUGCGACGUGUGGCUGGAGCUGUUCAGCCGCAGACAAGCCUACGCCAUCAACCUGGUGGCUGUCGGGGUGGUGGCCUUUGGCUGCACAGUGCAGCAAUCCAGCUUCUACGGCUACACGGGGCUGCUGCCCAAGCGCUACACGCAGGGAGUGAUGACGGGAGAGAGCACCGCCGGGGUCAUCAUCUCGCUCAGCCGCAUCUUCACCAAGCUGCUGCUGUCGGACGAGAAGGAGAACACCGUCAUCUUCUUCUUCAUCUCCAUCGGCAUGGAGCUGACGUGCUUCAUCCUCCACCUCCUGGUGAAGCGCACGCGCUUCGUGCGCUACUACACCGACAGCUCCCGGCAGGGCCUCCCCGAGAGCCGCGGGGCCGGCGAGCCCGGCACCGGCUACCGCGUCCACCACGACGUCACCUCCGAGGACGUCCGAUUUGAAAACCGGGAGCAGGGGCAGCCGAGCUCCCCCCGGGGCAGCCCCAUCCCCGAAGCCGAGCUGGCGGGGAGUGGCACCUACAUGCGCUUCGAUGUCCCUCGGCCCAAGAUCAAGAGGAGCUGGCCCAGCUUCCGAGACAUGCUGCUCUACCGCUACGUGGUGUCCCGCCUCAUCUGGGCCUACAUGCUCUCCAUCGCCAUGACCUACUUCAUCACACUGUGCCUCUUUCCCGGGCUGGAGUCGGAGAUCCACAACUGCACGCUGGGGGAAUGGCUCCCCAUCCUCAUCAUGGCCAUCUUCAACCUCUCUGACUUCGUCGGCAAGAUCCUGGCUGCCCUGCCCUACGACUGGAGAGGGACCCACCUCCUCGUCUACUCCUGCCUCCGCGUGGUCUUCAUCCCCCUCUUCAUCAUGUGCGUCUACCCCAACGGGCAGCCCACCUUCGGCCACCCCGCCUGGCCCUGCAUCUUCUCCCUCCUCAUGGGCAUCACCAACGGCUACUUCGGCAGCGUGCCCAUGAUCCUGGCCGCGGGCAAAGUGAGCCCGGAGCAGCGCGAGCUGGCAGGGAACACCAUGACCGUGUCCUACAUGACGGGCUUGACGCUGGGCUCGGCCGUGGCGUAUUUUGCCUACAGCCUCACCAGUACCUCCCACAGCACCUGUUUCUACACCGAAACCUCCAAUGGCUCCUUUACCUCGGGCUACUGAGCCCUGGGGCGGGGGCGAUGGGGACAGGACGGGACCUGCUUCCCACCAUGGUCCCCAGCCCUCCACAUCCCUCCUCAAGGAGGGAGCCUGGAGCCAGAAAGCCACCCUAGCAUGGACAAGGACUGGUAUCCUGUUGGCACAGGGCCGUGGCAUUCCCAAAUGGCCUGUGCUGCCCAGCCAGGCACUGUGCAGGGCCACUGCUUGGGGUGACAUUCCUCCCACCCCAGGGGACAGUUCUUGUUGCUUUUGGGGGUCUCCCCAUCAGCAAUGUGCAGCUCUCCAGUGAAGGCUGGGGAUCUUCUGUUUGCGCCAAGCCAUUGACAGGAGGAAGAAAAUACUGCCAAAUCCCAAAGGGAAUGGGACCAGCACUGGGGAGGAGGGUGAUGGAGGGCUGGUGAGGAAGAAGAGGAGCAAGAGAGGAAAGAAACACUCCUUCAGUCCCCCGUGGCUCUGGGAAGGUGGGUCUCGACUUCCAUUGAUGGUGCUGCAGGUUUUAACCAGGAAUGGCUUGAAAUCACAAUCCCUCCCUAAAUAUGCGAAUCAUAUGGUUGGGGAAAAAAAAGGGUUUUUUUUAAAAUUGUGUCUUGUUUUACCCCCCUAACUGCAACAGAGGCAGGGUCUUGCCUCCCCCCACCCCACACUGUGAAUCUGCUCCAUUGCAAGGGGUAGUGGGGGAGGUCCCAAGGCUACAGCACUGCCAGUGCCACCUGCAGGGCACUGCUGAGCUUCAAGAUUCAUUGCACAGGAUGUAAGUGAAGCUGAUUAAAUAAUUAAAUGUCUUUGCAAGAA